UGACGUUCUAGUGCGUUAGUCCACGAUCGAACAUCGACGCGUCGACAUCUCUUUACAAUUCGCGCGUGUCGUGUCGUCAUAACAUUCGUGCGCUAUCUUUUAUGAAUUUUAUUUCAUACGUUUGUGGAUUUCUUUACAUUUUUUCGCGAUCUCGCUCUGACACAUCGCUGUACAUCAUUUCCCCGCAAUCAAUUCUCAGUACAUCACUCGUUACGCUCAAAAAAAAGGAAUAUUCAACGGAAAAUAUCGAAAAUAAUCGAAGUUGGAAGUGAAAUCUUUUUUAUAUCGAGGAUAGAUUAUUUUAGAGAAUCUCGCUUUCUCUUGUGAGACUUUCGGUAAAUUAGCUUGAUGUGUUGUGCGUUAGUCGAUUCCGCGAGCGGAACAAAGUGCAUGUGAUUUUCGGCCGCGUGCCGAAAGUCAAGUUUCAAGUACUACGUGUUCUUGUGUAGAAAUAAUCCCGGAACUGCAUUGUACGAUAAUAAUCAAGCGUACUUUAUAUUUAAUAGAAAUCAAAUCGAAUUGUAGUGUGAGGGAAAUUUGUUUUCGCUGCUCCUGCGCAUUGUUGCACCUGCUUGCGUGUGUGCAUAGCAUCAAGGUUGAGGACGCAGCGGAAAGAAGUUGAAGAUUACGAGGAGAUGUGGCCUCGCUGUUGGAGCUGAGACCGCCGCGUCGGCUGCGAAAAUUCGUGGGCCCGCAUCCGAAAUCGAUCACGAAAAAGUAAGGAUCAUUCGUGUCAGGAUCAUCCCGCGUUAUCAUCCUCGUGUCCUUCGAGAGACACUGUGUCGAAUCGAGCCGAGGCUAAGCAAAAAUAAAAACAAAUAUCAAAAAUCGAACAACGGAGGGAGAAACGUUUAACGAAGAAGGCAAAGCCGUGAUCAAGAGUGAAAGAGGAAGAGAGAGAAGGAAAAAUAAAAGAAACGUUUAAAAAAAGAAAGCGCGCGUACACGAUUGUAACAUCGAGAAGAGAGCAGCUUUUCGUUUCUUAAAUGAAAAGAGGGAAAGUCGGAGAAAGACGUCGUUAAAAUCCAACUUUCGGUAUACGCAUUGUUAGUUUUUGUUCUUGUUUUCAUUUUACGCUAUUUUUUCGUAAAGCUUUAAGAAAAAAAAUUGACACGCGCGUGCUUCUAUAACUUGUGUGUAACGUAAAAUCAAAUCGUGAUACUCGACCGACGAUACAACGUAAUAAGAAACGAGCAAAAAAAGAUAGAUUGUACACAUACGUGAUAGUAGUACGCAAUCGAGAGGGGCGCCGAAAAUCGGUAGUCGAAAACGAAAAAAUGGCCAUGAUCCCGAUAUGCUCCGUUUUGAUGUUUCGUCCUCUGGUGCACGCUGCGUUCUUCACGUUCCUCGUCGUUCUUCCGAGUUCUGCUAUCGCGGAUAACACGGGCACGAUGAAACCGCCCCCAUGCUCAAGUGAGAUAUACUGCCACGGCGAGCUGCUGCACACGAUACAGAUGGCUGGUAUAUACAAGGAUUCCAAGUACUUUGUCGACAUGAAAAUGAAACAGCCGGCGAACGAGACGCUGGCGUCGUUCCGGGCGUUCAUGCGGAGCGUGAACAAUACGCCGAACAAGCACCAGGUGGAAAAAUUCGUCAACGAUACGUUCGAGAUGCCCGGUUACGAGUUCGAAGACUGGGAUCCGUCCGACUGGACGGCCACACCCAAGUUCCUACAGAACAUCGAGGACGACGAGCUACGGAAGUUCGGCUCCGAUCUCAAUCACAUUUGGAAGCUACUGGGCAGAAAAAUGCGGGAUGACGUGAAGAUCAAUGAGGACCUCUACUCGAUCAUCUACGUGCCGAAUCCGGUAAUCGUGCCCGGCGGACGAUUCCGCGAGUUCUACUAUUGGGACUCGUACUGGAUCAUCAAGGGCCUGCUGCUGUCCGAGAUGUAUACCACCGUUAAGGGCAUGCUGAAUAAUUUUGUCUCGAUAGUGGAUAAGAUUGGUUUUAUACCGAACGGCGGUAGAGUCUACUACAAGAUGCGUUCGCAUCCGCCGCUAUUGAUAUCCAUGGUGGACGAGUAUCUGAAGACAGUCCACGACGAAGCUUGGUUGAAGGAGAAUCUCUGGUUAUUGGAGAAAGAAUUUGACUUCUGGAUGACCAAUCGGACCGUGGAUAUUGAAAAGGACGGGAUCAACUAUACGCUCGCUAGAUACUACGAGGAAUCAUCGGGUCCUCGACCGGAAUCCUAUAAGGAGGACUAUCUGACAAGCCAAAUUUUUCGAACCACCGAAGAGAAGGACAAUUAUUAUGCAGAAUUAAAAACGGCAGCUGAGUCCGGAUGGGAUUUUUCCAGUCGAUGGUUCGUACACGAGGGUACCAACAAGGGUAAUCUGACAAAUCUCAAGACCAGAUACAUAAUCCCGGUCGAUCUGAAUGCCAUAAUAUACCGAAAUGCUGUACUGCUGGCGCAGUACAAUCGUCAAAUGGGUAACGAAACGAAGGCCGCGUAUUACGAUGACGUGGCCAAGAAAUGGAAAGAAGCGAUCAGGGUAUUGUUGUGGCACGAAGAAGUGGGUGUUUGGUUGGAUUACGAUAUUCUAAAUGAUAUUAAGCGGGACUACUUCUAUCCGACCAACAUUUUGCCGCUCUGGACAGACUGUUACGACACUUCGAAGAGAGCCGAAUAUGUGCCGAAGGUGCUCAAAUAUCUUGAAAAGAAUCAAAUUAUGUUGAAUCACGGCGGCAUACCGACGACAUUGGAACACUCUGGCGAACAAUGGGAUUAUCCCAAUGCCUGGCCUCCUCUCCAGUAUUUCUUCAUCAUGUCGUUGAACAACACGGGCGACCCAUGGGCACAGAGAUUGGCUUACGAGGUUAGCCAGAGAUGGGUCCGUAGCAAUUACAAGGCUUUCAACGAGACACAUUGCAUGUAUGAAAAGUACGACGCGAUCGUCUCGGGUGGUCACGGUAGUGGAGGUGAGUACGAAGUACAACUUGGUUUCGGCUGGUCAAAUGGAGUCGUUAUGGUAUUGCUGGAUAAGUAUGGUGACAGGUUGACCGCGGAGGAUUACUUCAUGUCAAACGCCGUGGUCGAGAAUGCGGCACCACCGCCAGUUGUUUCGACAGCUGGUCAAAUGCUGACCGGGAUUUUAGCUCUCAUAAUAUCGUUAGCAGCAGGAUUUAUAGGGUUGGUCAUGUACAAGAGACGACAUUAUUACGUACCAGGUCCAUCAACAAUGCCGAAUCAGAGAAAUGUGUUAUCGAGCGGUAGCAAUCUGUAUCGGAAGCGGAUUGCGUACACUGAGUUAAAGGAUAUGAAUAACGAUUGAUGACCGCUCAUUAUCUAGACCGAAUAUCGAUUCGUUACAUGACUAGUAAAAGAAAAAGAUACGCGCACAUGUGUAAGAGAAGAAAGAAGAAGAGAUCAGCAGGAAGUUGAGACACAGCGUCAGGAUAGAACUGAAAUGAAGUCAGGAUGAAGAGAUGUUUCUAAAUGUCAGAUGCUGAAGAAUAUACUUGUAAGAGAAGAAUAAUGAAAUUGACUGACGCGGAGUAUUAAACGGAGAUGGAAGAAUGGUCUAUUAAAAAAAUAUCUAAUAAAAGGAAGGCAUUUCAAGAUGGAAUGACAUGAUACCGUUCAACAGGAUUUUCCAGUUUGCGAAAUCGAAUAGCGACAGGAUUGACAUUGAUCGCGCAGGAUUCUGGAAACAGAAGAGAAUUUGAGAAUUGAUUCUGAUUGUUGCUUCUGUUUGACUUAAUAAAAGAUUGAGAUGAGAAAGAAGCAAAAGAUUUAUAUAUAAUGUAAGAAUUAGAAUAAAGAGAAUGCGUGUGACGGUCUACUCCAGCGAUAGAAAAAUAUAGUUUUAAUUUAGUGAAAUAUUAGGUAAAAUAGAAUGGAGUUUCGUAAGUUAUUUAUUGAAUCAAGAUGAAAGAUACAAUUGUGCAGGAACUUUAUAUACCGAAGCUCUUUAAAACAGGAUUCGUUCAGGAAGACUCUUGUGAACACAUUGUUAGUUUUGAUAUUACAUUUGAUAUACUAUUCUCCGAGCUAAUUUUAAGAUUAUUAAGAUUAUCUCUAAAAACAAUUUUCAAAUAAUUGAUACAUUAAACGACCACUUAAGCGUAAAGUUAAACCCUAUGGUGCCAUCUAACGAUGUAAUUAUGUACGGAAAUUAAUUCUCUGUACAAUGUUAAAUAUAUUCAAGUAACUUUCUCCCGCGAUAUGAGCAAGUAUGUGAAUAUCAACAUUAUAGUGAUUUAUGAGAAGCGCUUUUAUAGUAAUAAAUCAAUUGAUAAAAAAACGAAGACUCGUGGACUCUAUUUACGAAUACGGAUAAUUAUGCACGUGAGAUGCAAGAAUGACAUAUAUGUGGUUUAUACAAUGUACGUCAGAUGUAUCAGAAUAAUACAAAAUUAUACGUAUAAAUAAGUGUGCGUGCGUGCGUGCGUGCGUGUAAAAUUUAGCUAAAUGUAAAUAGUAAAUAAUUGACGAUAUUAUAAAUAAAUUAUUGAGGAUGUUGUAUUUUUGCUGAUAUUUUUAUAAGUGAACGAGUGCGUUUAUCUCGUAUUAUCAAUUUACGGAUGUUCAUUUGUUAAAAAAGCGAUACGCCGUGUAUGACAAUGUUAAAAUGACUUCACAAUGUAUAAGAGGUAGAAAGUUCCUUUGCCAAUCUUAUGACAGAGCUUUCAUGCGCUCAAUUAGUUUUAUUUGCUAAUUCUAACAAUCCUAUGCUUUAUCGUGGUAUUUAUAUUUUGUUCAGCGUAAAGUAAGCCUACUAAAUAGAGAAUUAUUUUAAAUAGUUGUCAGAAGAGUUACGAGUGUACAUUUUAUUGCAUCUAUAUAAUAAAUUUAUAUAAAUAGUAAA
This is a messenger RNA of Pogonomyrmex barbatus (red harvester ant), 4811 nucleotides long. RefSeq names its product trehalase. Gene Ontology annotation, molecular function: alpha,alpha-trehalase activity. Gene Ontology annotation, biological process: trehalose catabolic process. NCBI's taxonomy places the organism in Eukaryota, Metazoa, Arthropoda, Insecta, Hymenoptera, Formicidae. The record is from RefSeq and is a predicted model, not a curated record.